Messenger RNA from Lepisosteus oculatus (spotted gar), 8019 nucleotides. It is a transcript of the gene psd3l, whose product is annotated as pleckstrin and Sec7 domain containing 3, like. Gene Ontology annotation, molecular function: guanyl-nucleotide exchange factor activity. The record is from RefSeq and is a predicted model, not a curated record. Gene Ontology annotation, biological process: regulation of ARF protein signal transduction. NCBI's taxonomy places the organism in Eukaryota, Metazoa, Chordata, Actinopteri, Semionotiformes, Lepisosteidae.
AAAAUGGGAAGAAUGAACAACCAUAGGGACUCCUGUACUCAUCUGCUGAUUUCCAACAAGGGAGGACUACCACAGAGACUGCAGCAUCUGGGACAGUCGAGCUUUCUGAUUUAAUUGAACUCACAAGCCAAGCUAAUGCACCGCUGUCUGUGAGUGUGUGUGCACAUUUACAGUAUGUUUUGACUGUGGUCAUUCCAGCUACUAUGAGCAGUGUCUGAGAAAUGCAUCUCUCUUUUAAAGUGCCUGUAUUUUGCUUGAUUUUAAAAACCUUUUUCUCAGGAUUGGGCAGCAGGGAUUGGAGCAAUAAUGGAUUUGGCAAUCACUUCUAUCAGUGUUUUACUUCUCUAUUUGUAAUUGGAUGUCCUCCACCUCCCUCCCCAGAGCAGUCCAAGAGAUAACCUAAUGUUGAGGAAAUGGCUGAUCAUCAUCAGGUCAAGACUUCCUUCCUCUUUAUCCAACUGCGGUCACCAACUAAGGCAUCUGGGCAAAAACGCCCUGCUGACACGGCUUGCACAGCUGGCUUUGAAGAAAAGCUUUCUUUAGGUUUCAAAAGAAAUGCAUCAGCCUUGGCAUGUGACCAUACGACGCCAGCAACCUCCUGCAUGAGCAAGGAGAGAUCAGAUUGUCACUGCUGUGGGCAAGACGGUGACACUGGCAGCAGGAACGGGGAGAAAACAUUUCAGUUUCCCAUCUGGGCAAAACGCAACAGUAACCCUACAGAAAUGAGCAAAGAAAGGCAAGCAGCUCCAGCACAGAGUGAGAUCUCUGCAUUCCAUUCAGAUGCUGACAGUGUUGGAAAUACAAACUUCCUGAACCCAGCAGUGAGUUCUGACAAUACCACAGUGCCUCUGAAUGAGUCUCGGGGCUCAGAACUAAAGAUUGUACAGUCACAAGAAGCUGGUGAGCCUUUUGAAUAUAUUUACUCCUCCAGCACUCAUCCUCCUGCAGAUGGAGACUACUCUUCCAGAGAACUGAUACCACCCCCAUCUCCCGAGAAGAAGGAAAGCGUCUGGUGGAAAGUCGAGGUCAACAAACCAACAGUAGUGGAAACACCGAUUCUCUUCAGAAGCCCAGAGAGCAAGACCUUUACGUCAGCUGUGAUCGAGAGGUCAUUAAAAUUACCUGGAAGUUACAAAAAGGCGAGACACAUACGUUCUGCCAUGACUUCACCUGCAUCUCAGCCUUCCUUCUUGACAGGGGAUCCGUCACUCUCUUUUGGAACACUUCAAAAGGCAGAAACAUUCGUUUGGGUCAACAGCACUUCGCCACAUGCUCAAAGCGUUGCAAAAGCCAAGUAUGAGUUUCUCUUUGGGAAAGUAGAGGAGACAUGCUCUUCAGACAGUGUUUCAACAGGUACUUACCACCUUCCGCCAGCGGAGGACAGCAGUGCUGGGUUUGCCACCUCUGUACAGUAUGGCCCCAUUCAAGGCAGUGGAGGGGAGUCUUCUCAGCAAUCGGUGGCUCUGGAGCAUGAUACACAAACGUCCCAAUCACUAACUGCCAUCCUGGGAAAUGAGUGUCGAGACGGCAGUUUGAAUUUGAACACAAACUCAGAAGAAACAUGCAGACCUGCCAAAGUAAUCUCAGCCAUGAUCCACUUAAAUGGAUCUAGUGCAGAUCGACUGAGCGUGGCUCAUCAGGGUCAAGAGCUGCAGCCGGAGGUCGAACAGGGUAAAGAAAUGGAAACGUCCAGAUUAGAAAACCCUGGAGAAGGGCUUUCAGCCACCAGUCUGAUUGCUUCACCCCAAAGUGAGGUACUGACAAAGGAUACGGUUUCUGUGGGCUCAGCAGCAGUGGAAGCACAUUCCACAAGUGCCGAAGUAAGAGGAGACAACAAGAAUGCUCUUACCAGCCAAGGAAAACUGUUAGACAUGCUACCUCCAGCUGAAUUAAUAUUUGGAUGCGAGGCUCCGGUACCCACAGGAGCACAGCCCGACGAAGGAGCUGUGAGAGGAGCAGAGACUGAGAGAGUGGCGGUUGCUGCUGAGGAUGCAGUUGGGCUCCUGGAGCCUUUGGACGAGUCCAGCAAAAUACUUGCCGAGAUCCCCGAGAUUUUAGCUGCCUUUCUGGAUGGGGCACAGGCCAAGGAAAAGCCGCCCAAGAAAAUCCGGUUUAUGGAACACAAGGCAGAAACUCUGGAGGGCCCAGAAAAAGUCGGAGUGGCCUUAAGCGGGACCUUGGAAGUCGAGGGAAGGAGAGAGAGGGGUCAGGGAGGGGAGCGGCCGUCCUGUGUUGUGAAGGCGAAUGGCUCAGCGGAGGCUUAUCGGAAGACCUACGGCUCAGAGGAAGGGUCCCCUGUUCCUGUGCUGGGCACGGUGGACGAUGAGGUGUUUGGGAUUGUUCCCGAAGUGUGCAUAGAGAGCCCUGAGAGCGAGAUGGCAUCUGUGAUAGGCCCAGCAAGGUCUUCGGAAGUUAAGGACGGGGAAGAGAAUGAGCACUUGGCCACGCGGCGAGAGGAUAGUACGGACGUGUUUAGCUCCCAGUUUGAAAGAAUUCUGGAAUCGGACCGCUUGAAAAGCACCCUUUACAGCAGCCUGGACUCGCUCGACGCCCUCUCCUCUGCGGACGAGGCGGACCUCUACUUCAGCUUCGACCUGCCACUAACCCCGCUGAUUCAGCAGCGCCUCAAGGAGAGCAGCCAGCUCCUGCAGAGUGCGGCCGAGUUGGGAAGGCAGGAGGUGCUGAGGGUGGCCAGCGAGGACAGAGGCGGAAAGGCCACACUGGAGGUGUCGACGUCGUACUUGGAGGGCUCCCCAGGAGACUCGCUCAGCACCAGCCAGUCGGACCACCUUUUAGAUAAAUAUUCAGCCGGACCUGUUGUCAAUGGAGUCCUCGAGGGCACAACUAAAGCCAAAAAGGACUCUGGGUGGCUUCACUCCUGUCUGAGCGAUGCUGGGCUGAAGGAAGUGUUCUCGGACUGGGACUCUGAGAUGGGCAGCACUGAGAGGCUGAAGGGCAGCACUGACACUCUCAACAACAGCAACAAGAGCGACCAGGAGGCUGCCCGCAGACUGGCCCGGCGGCUCUUCAACUUGGAGGGCUUCAGGCGCUCGGAUGUUGCAAAGCACUUAGGAAAAAACAAUGAAUUCAGCAAAAUGGUAGCCGAAGAGUACCUCACAUUUUUUGACUUUACUGGAAUGACGCUGGACCAGUCUCUUCGACGCUUUCUGAAAGCUUUUGCACUAAUGGGUGAAACCCAGGAGCGAGAGAGGGUUUUAAUCCACUUCUCCAAUAGGUACUAUCAGUGUAACCCUGCCACCAUUUCUUCACAAGAUGGAGUUCAUUGCCUUACGUGUGCUUUGAUGCUGCUAAACACUGACCUUCAUGGCCAUAAUAUUGGAAAGAAGAUGACAUGCCAGGAGUUCAUCAACAAUCUGGAUGGGCUAAAUGGAGGCCAGGAUUUCCCAAGAGAUCUUCUUAAGGCUUUGUACAACUCAAUCAAAAAUGAGAAGUUAGAAUGGGCCAUAGAUGAAGAUGAACUGAAGAAAUCUUUGUCUGAACUUGCUGAUGACAAGACUGAUAAUGCUCACACAAAAAGCAUCAGUCGAAUUGGCAGUGGCAGUAACCCUUUCCUUGACAUCACCCAUGAUCCUAAUGCUGCAGUUUAUAAAACAGGCUUCCUUGCUCGGAAAAUCCACGCCGAUAUGGAUGGAAAGAAAACUCCCAGAGGCAAAAGAGGGUGGAAGACCUUUUAUGCUGUUCUCAAAGGAAUGAUCCUUUACUUGCAGAAGGGUGAGUAUAAACCAGAAAAAGCCUUAUCAGAUGAAGACCUUAAGAACGCCAUCAGUGUGCAUCACGCACUGGCCAUCAAAGCAACUGACUACGAGAAGAGACCCAAUGUGCUGAAGCUCAAAACGGCUGAUUGGAGAGUCUUCCUCUUCCAAGCACAGAGCCCAGAAGAAAUGGAAUCUUGGAUCAGAAAGAUUAAUUCAGUAGCAGCCUUGUUCUCUGCACCCUCAUUUCCAGCUGCAAUUGGUUCCCAGAAAAAGUUCAGCCGUCCUCUUCUACCUGCAACCACAACGAGAAUGUCACAUGACGAACAGCUGAAGUCCCAUGAGGCCAAACUGAAACACAUCUCCACUGAGCUGGCUGAGCACAGAUCAUACCCCCCAGACAAGAAAGUCAAAGCCAAGGAGAUUGAUGAGUACAGACUCAAGGAGCACUACCUGGAGUUUGAGGAGAACCGCUACGAGGUGUACGUGAAGCUCUUGAAGGAGGGAGUGAAAGAGCUGCUGUCGGGCAAAGAGAGUGACGGCAGCGGGCUGAAGAAGUCCCACUCCAGCCCGUCUCUCAAUCAGGAGUCCUCGCCAGCUAGCGCCAAGGUCAAGCGCAACGUCUCCGAGAGGAAGGACUACAGGCCGGAAACGCCCAGCUCCAAGCAGAACGUUACCUAGGGAACAGCACGCGACACAAGACAAGCCUACCAGAUGCAAUGUGUGAAUAUGUUUUAUGUAAUUUAUUUAUCUGGCAACUGUUAUAAAUAAACAGUAGUGUAUAAUAUAACUGAUAAUAGUCCUUGACUGACUGGUGCUUGUGUAGCAUUUUUUUAGGGUAUAACAUCUUUUUUGUUGUUGUUGUUGUUGCCGUUGCUUAUUGUAUAAAACUGUUGUAGAUUUUGUUGUGAGGCUUUAAACUAAGUGUCACUUUACUGGACCUUGCUGGUCUGUUUCACAACAAUCAUUUCUUUGCCUUUUAGUCAAGAGAAAAUGUUUUCUUAUCUCUUUUUAGUUUAGUGAAAGAUCCCGGACCAGUUUCUGUAUACGUACAGUACUAGCAAAGAAAUUCCAAAUAAAGCAACCGUACGACAGACUUGCUUGGAAGUUAAACUGUAUUUAUUUGAAACUGUUUUUAGUGUAUGUAGACAACAUACAGUAAGUGGUCAUAAUUAUUGCUGUUAAAAUAAGUCAACGUGAUUCACUUCCUGUGAAACCUGACAUAUCUUAUCAAAGACAAUGUUUGUUUUCCAGACUUUCCUUAUACAGUAACUCAUAAAUAUUUUUUUUUAUUUGUUGAAAUUGGAUUGAAACUUAAUGAUAUAGCAUCAAGUUGUAAAUAAUUGGAUGUGAUGCAUUUGUUUAGUUAAGCAUUUUAAUGCGUUUGAAGGUAUAUCUUUGCUAGGAAUGAAAAGAAAGCAUCCUUUUUAAAAAAAUCAUUAUAAAGUUGAAUAAGUCUACUUACAGUAUGUAUUUUAUUUAAUUUUACAAGCAUGUUACACUUGCUGAAAAAAGUAUUAAAACAAAAGAUUAUACAUUUGUACUGUCAAUGAGGGAUGCUUUCAUUUUAGCCAUUCAGUAUAAUCUAACAUUCAUUUACAUUUAAAUCUUCAGACUCCAGUACGAUAUUGAAGGAAUCAUAGGAAACCGCAUUUUGCUACUUUUCUGUAGCUGAGCCGUUUGUUUUAUAUCUUUUGGAACAAAGGAUAUAUUUGUGUUUUUUAAGUAGUGUAAAUGCCAACUAUCUUUUUGUGUCUUUUAUAAUCUUCUAUAUAUUUGGAUUUUGAAUUCUAAUUUGAUAACUGUAAAGACCGACUUAGUAUUUAUAGCGCACUUUAUAAAUUAGUUAUUUUAAAUAUUUCAGAAAGCUUUAUAGAGGGGGUACGCUGAAAAAUUACUGAAAAGUUUGUUUUUUUUGCCUCAUAAGAAGUCUGCAAGCUGUCUUCUUUACUGGCAUUGUGUUGCAAACAGAAGGAAAAUUUUUACUUUAAUCCGGGUACAGAGUUGAACUUUUGUUCUGAUCAGUUUAGCCCUAAGUGUUGUUUCAGUUAUAAAGAGUAGGUUUGCUGUUGCUUAUUGACAAGGUUUCCAUUGUGGGAAUCAUUUACUGUAGACCUUAAAAGUUUAGUGUUUGCUGUUAUUCAGGCUGUCUUCAUUGAAUUGCUGAUGUUAGAUGCACAGAGAUGCAAAUGUAAAUUUGAGACUAUUUGUAGAAUAUAAAUUGGUAUUUUUAGGGGGGAAAAUUUGAACAUCUCUAUCCAUUUCCAAACAAAAACCUUUAUUCUGCUGUUCCUGUCAAUGCUGUUGAAUACAUAAAAUAUAUAUUAUACAUUAAAUAAACCCUCAAGGUGCAGAAUUGAAUUACAGAUCUAGUUAUACAGUAUAUACAGCAUGGAUUACUUAAAAUGUAAGUCCUGAAAAUCAUUAAAUAUUCACAUUUGUUUUCUUAACUCAUGUGUUGUUAAAUGUGGGGUAAUAUCCAAAUUUCACAUAAAGACAAAGAUGCACUCUGUAGAUUUUAAAAAGGAGAGUUGGUAGUAAAAUUCUGUUUUUAAGUUUUCAGAAGUUAAAAAUAAAAAUGUUUUUAUUUCGCUUAUCUGCACAUACUGUACUUUUCAAAGACUUGCAGUUGUUAACUAGGUUUUAAUAAUUUGGGUGAAUUAAUAGCUUUAAGAACAGUGUGACUCAAAGUUUUUUUAGUUUUUUUUACAACUCAUGCUUUUGUGUUCAUUGAUGUCGACAAAAAAAUAUAUACUAUGUAAAAACUGCAUCUUCUGUUUAGUGUGCUCUGUGACACACAUAAGCUGCAUGUUUUACAUUUUUUUGGUCCAUUUUACAGGAAUGUGUUCAGCUAAGUGACUAAUGGAACUAAGAGUAAUUGAAUGAAAAUGAUAUUCCAUGUAUUUAAUUCAUACUGUAGUUUCUCUGGAUCCAUCAUUAUACUGCUGCCAUAGCUAUAGUCUUGACAAUAGAUGAGGCCUGGAAAAGAAAAAAUGCUGAAAAUGUUACCUUAAAGUCUUGCAGUAUUGACAGUAACAGGCUCAGAUUUGCAUUUCUUUAGACCCUCGAGGUAGAACAGAUAAAUGUCAGAGGCUGUAAGUAAAAAUGAUUUCACACCCACCAGAGAGAGAGAGGUCAUUGUUAUCCCCACUCAAGUAAACUGGAGAUUAAUGUUCAUUCCGCCACUCUGAAUUAUAAUUCGGCAAGUAUUCUACGUGAACAUUUUAUGCAUCCAUUUGUUUCUGAUGUUUCUAAUAAAAUUAAAACUUUUAAUACUCUCACUUCUCACAACAUUUAUUAAAUGGGGAACAAGAUUCCUUCAGUUCAAAUAAUGCACAUUUCAUCUGUUUCCGGCGUAGAUUUCUGCUGAUCUAUGAAAAUAUUUAAUAAAUACAAAUGUGUAUUCUUUGUUUAGAUACGUACUGUAUACUACACCCCAAAUUUGAACAUGAUAAUUUCAUGAAAUGGGCAAUGGAGUAAUAUAAAGUGUGUUGAGGUAUUAUUGUAUUAUAAAUUUAAAGAAGCUGUGUUAAAGCUGCCGAUCAAGUUUCUCUUUUACGAGAGAGAAUUUUAUCAUUCUCUGUAUCACACUUUCCCUUCUCAUAUAGUUGGCAAUUUCACAGUUUGGGUGGAAGACAUGUUAUCAAAGCUGAAAGCCCAGUCUUUUGUUAUUUGGUGUAUCUGAAUGAAAUCUUGAUGGAUUUUAGCUUUCGGAGUUUGUCUAACCAAGAAUUAAUUAUGAAUUCUUACAGCAGGAGGUUUGUGUAGCACAAGCUAAUAACUUCUUGAGCAGAUGCUUUACCAGGGUUCCUCUUACAAUUAUUCUAGUGCAGAUGUCAUUCUUGUACAAAAUGCCACAUUAUCUUGAAUUUAAUGGCUUCACAGCUAUCCUUUUGGCACUAGAAGGAUAUUUGUUUUAAGACAUUUAUAUACUGUAGGUUUUAUUUAAAAAUAUGAAAUUUGUCAUUAAAAUAUAAAAAUGGGAGCAACUCAGUUUAAUCACAUGGUUCUUGUUUUAUGGUAUACAGUACACCUGUAUGCACUUUAGCCCUAAAGUGGCUGUUUGUGAAAACGUGUGCAUUGACAUAUUUCUGAAAGCUGUGAUAUUGUACAAUCAAUAACUGUGUAAAUGUUAAAUAUAGCUAUUGCCCUGUGUUUUUAAAGGCCCAAGAUUAUAUUGUUGGUUGUUAAAGUGAUUUCAGUGGCAUUGAAGGUGGUUUAAUGUUCUAAUGCCAAGAUCAAUAACAUAACAUUGAUAUGCAAACUGUAGAUGGACUCAACAAAUAAAAUACCGUAUUUCAUUCAA